UGAAUGUUUUUUUUUUAUAUAUAUCAGUGGAUGUGCGUUUUGAAAAGAUGAAGUGCUCUGUUCUGAUGUCCCAGAGGAAAAGCAGCAAAGAGACAAACUGCAAUUCAUAAACUUUCCAGAGGAGCGAGGUGAAAAGUCAAAACUAGCAAAAAGCCGCUUCAGAGUGGACACGAGCUCCGAUGAAUGGACAGCAGGAUGUUUUCUGGUCAGGCUGGUCUGAAUUACAGCUUCAACCUGAGCGAUGACCAGGAUCUGGAGGACGCGCCUGCGGGCAGAGGGAAGCUCUCCCCGGCGGGCUUCGUGGCGCUGUCCGUGGUGCUGGGCUUUAUCAUGACUUUCGGCUUCCUCAACAACUUUGUCGUGCUGCUGCUGUUCUGCAAAUUCAAGAAGCUGCGGACGCCGGUGAACAUGCUGCUGCUGAACAUCAGCGUGAGCGACAUGCUGGUGUGUUUGUUCGGCACCACGCUCAGCUUCGCCUCCAGUGUCCGCGGGAAGUGGCUGCUGGGGCGCAGCGGCUGCAGCUGGUACGGCUUCAUCAACUCCUGCUUCGGUAUUGUUUCGCUGAUCUCUCUGGUCAUCCUCUCCUACGACCGCUACAGCACUCUGACUGUUUACAACAAGCGCGGGCCGAACUACCGUAAGCCCCUGUUGGCCGUCAGCGGCUCCUGGCUGUACUCUUUGUUCUGGACUGUGCCCCCUUUGCUGGGCUGGAGCAGCUAUGGCAUCGAGGGGGCGGGAACCAGCUGCUCGGUAUCCUGGACGGUUCGGACGGCUCAGUCGCACGCCUACAUCAUCUGCCUCUUCAUCUUCUGCCUGGGGUUACCGGUGCUGGUGAUGAUCUACUGCUACAGCAGGCUACUAUGGGCAGUCAAACAGGUUGGGAAGAUCAGAAAGACGGCCGCCCGGAAGAGAGAGUACCACAUCCUGUUUAUGGUUCUGACCACAGCCGCGUGCUACCUGCUGUGCUGGAUGCCUUACGGCGUCGUCGCCAUGAUGGCAACGUUUGGCCCGCCGAGGAUCAUCAGCCCCGUGGCCAGCGUGGUGCCUUCCCUGCUGGCCAAGAGCAGCACCGUCAUCAACCCGCUCAUCUACAUCCUCAUGAACAAACAGUUCUACAGGUGCUUCCUGAUACUGUUUCGCUGCGAUCACUGGUCAGCAGAGACCGGCAACAUCUCCAUGCCCUCCAAGACCACCGUGAUUCAACUGAACCGCAGGGUGUACAGCAACACGGUGGCCUGCACCGCCCAGAUCUCCACAGAUGCUCUCAACCAGUUCAGCAGCACCCCCAACACCAUGCACACGAACCCCCCCGAGGUCCAGAACUGAGCCGGGGUUAAACUCCAACAUGACCACGCAGGAAAUACAGUCAGUUUGACUCCUACACUUAGCAAUGUGAACUACUGGAGAAAGUGGACUAAAUUACAACGUGUGCUUACAGUAAAUGUACAUUAUGUGUGUGAGCUUGUGUUUGUACAGAAUGUUUGUUUUUUUAAGUGUCUAUUUAGUUUAUCUAUUUUUGGGUUCGAAAAGUACAAGACACAGACGUACUAAAAUAAUUGUUUUAAAACACUAUGUAGCUAAAGGUGUGAGUAAAACUGAAUAUAAGAGUCUGUCCUUGACGCUGAACAUUAUAAUGUUGAUAACAGCCUCCAAAUCUCCAAAUCCAAGGGAAUCUUUCCACAUGGUUUUGGAGAUUUGGGCUUUAGAGAUUUUGCUCCCAUUAAGCCACAAUGUGAAGCCGAGCCCUGAGAUUUGGUGAUAAGGCCUCUCUUUCAACUGGCUUCCACUUUAUCCCAAAAAGGUGUUUGAAGGGUUUAUUCUAAGCUUCUAACCAGUCCAGUGCUUAAGUGGAAAACAGUUUGAAUGUAUUUGUGGGUCCUACUUUGUGCAAGGAAAUGUACUACAAUGUUAAAAGGAGCUACACUAAACUUUUUGCCUGUUUGUGUCUGGAAUCUAUUUCUCU
Labrus mixtus (cuckoo wrasse) is the source of this 1963-nucleotide messenger RNA. RefSeq names its product teleost multiple tissue opsin 2b (gene tmtops2b). Bases 184 to 1326 code for a protein of 380 amino acids. Lineage: Eukaryota; Metazoa; Chordata; Actinopteri; Labriformes; Labridae. Gene Ontology annotation, cellular component: photoreceptor outer segment; membrane. The record is from RefSeq and is a predicted model, not a curated record. Gene Ontology annotation, molecular function: G protein-coupled receptor activity. Gene Ontology annotation, biological process: visual perception; G protein-coupled receptor signaling pathway. The transcript is spliced from 4 exons.